AUGUCUCCACAAUCCUUUGACUGGAAUCUUUGGUGUUUAGGAAAGCCUCAUGCAAGAGUCGACACGUGCACAACAAGAGGUGGUUCGUGCAUUCGGUCAAACAUCCACUGUGAUGGUUACAUAGACCAAUAUGCUUUAGGAUGUAGAAAGAAUGUUUGCUGCAAACCAGCGCCAUCUACUGUUAAUCCUGAACCAGCACAUCCAGGCACAGACAAGUGCGGACUAAUAACACGGGUACAAACACGCCAUUUAGAUCCGCGCCUAAGAGUGGUGGGAGGUGACCCAGCUUUGGAUGGUGAAUGGCCCUGGCAAGUCAGUUUUCAGAAUGACCGCGGCCAUUUCUGUGGAGGGACGCUAGUGUCCGAUCAAUGGGUUGUUACCGCGGCUCACUGUCUCUAUGGACAAUCCAUUUCCGGUGUUUAUUUGUUACUUGGCGAACAUCACCAAGAAUACACUUCGAACAACGAGCGGAAUACAACGAUCCAAAAAGUGCUUAUACAUCCCAACUACUCCCCUGAACAUGGCCUCCCCAAUGACAUAGCUUUAGUCCAGCUCUCACAACCAGUAAAUCUGGCCGGACAUUACGUCAGAACAGCCUGUCUGCCUCAGAAAGAUGACGUAUUUACUGAUACAGACCAUUGUUACAUCAGUGGCUGGGGUUAUACUCAAGGAACUGGUGACAAUGUUGUACUACGGCAUCUUCGCAUUCCUAUAACUUCUACUUUGACGUGUAACUCCAGCUGGGACGGUGUCAUAACCGACAAACAGCUCUGUAUAGGAAGUGGGGACACAGGGGCAUGCCGGGGAGAUUCUGGAGGGCCGUUGGUGUGUAAACGUCAUGAUUCGUUUGUACUGGUGGGUGCGACGUCAUGGGGAUCAUCCACUUGCUCCGAGUUGGGUAAACCAAACGUGUUCACGAAAAUCACCGCUUAUCUCCCCUGGUUACAGAAUGAACUAUCGGCACUAUGAGUUCAAAUUCAGAUAAGGAAUGUCUAUUCAGAUUAAAUAAAUUGCGCAACAAACAAA
Messenger RNA from Saccostrea echinata, 1026 nucleotides. Its product is annotated as chymotrypsinogen A-like. Bases 1 to 969 code for a protein of 322 amino acids. Gene Ontology annotation, biological process: proteolysis. NCBI's taxonomy places the organism in Eukaryota, Metazoa, Mollusca, Bivalvia, Ostreida, Ostreidae. Gene Ontology annotation, molecular function: serine-type endopeptidase activity. The record is from RefSeq and is a predicted model, not a curated record. The transcript is spliced from 7 exons.